AUGGCUCCCGUCCCGGAGGCUUAUUUCCCGUCCCUGGACAAGUGCUUCUCCGGGGAUGUCCAGCUCUUGUCCUGGAAGAGGGCUUUUACCUACACUCUUGAUCAGGAGGAUCAUCCUGACAAUGAGGGCAAUAUCGAUGCCUUCCUUACACACCCCGAGAGCGUUCGCAUACUUUCCGACAGUUUGAAACCAUUCCCUCCUCCCUCCGCGAAAUCAAAAUCCGAAUUUGAGUCGAAAACUGCUGCCAUCCACGUCGAGACCAAUGGCAAGAACUCCUUUGAUCUCAAGGAGCUCAAAGCCGAUGCCUUGUGGUUAAGUCAGCAGGCCGGCAUUGAUGAGAUCGCUGCUCUUCGAAUCGCUGUAUUGGAAUGGCAACAUCGCCCGGCAACCCGCCUCGCAUCAGGCUUCUCUGCCGAGGAAACAACGAGUCUACAGAGCGCGGCUGGGGCCGAGAACUUCCAGGGUUCACUCGCGGGUUCCAGCUUAGCUGGCAUUCUGAACCAACCCGCUAGAAGUGGAGUAUCUGCGUCCUUUGACAAAGAGGAAAACAGACGACUACGCAUUCGUGAGGUGUAUCUCUCCGAAGCAAGCCAUAUUGUGAAGACUUUCCGCAAGCUACUUGCCUUAUCCCAGCAUGACAGCCCUGAAAACAACUCCGUUUCUUCGACUAUUCGGGAACGAAAGAUUACCCUGCAGAAGCUCGGAUCCACGAUUUUCAAGAGCAAGUCUAAUGGCGCUGGACUGGAUCGAUUCCUACAAGACUGCAUUGACUCAAUACGGAGUCGAUUGACAUGCUUAGAAGGAAAUGGUGGUUGGCUCAGUGCCACCGAAAGCAGUGAGGACUUGGAGAAUCUUUGGAGAACAACUCUUGUGGAAGAGAUUGUCCAUGUGAUGCAACUCGUAUUCCAUCAAAUCCAAAGCUCCGAAGAAAUUCCGACUUCAUUUAUGCUGGAUUCCUGGCUCGAACUCAUGUCCGAUUACAGCUUCAUGGAAACAAUCCAAGUGCAUUGCGAACAUCCAACAGAGGUCCUGUUUCCUCUUCAGGCACUCGCAUCACUUAUCACAUUGGCAUUUUUGAAGCUCCCACACGUGAUCUCCUCAAUCAAAGAUGGCACGCAUCUUAAAUCUGCCAACAAGCCCUACUUCCUGUGUAAAGAGAAGAUCUCAAAGAUUACUGAGGUGUUUACCACCUUAGGAAGUGAGAUCACCACCGCAACUCCAGCGGCGUUCUCUUGGGGAUUGGUUCUAUAUACCAUGCAACAGCUGGCAGAUUCUGCGAGGGACGGGCGAGAAGAGCGACAGAGGAUCUCUGCCGAGAGGUCGUUCAACACCAACACUGAAAACACAGACCUUUCUUCUGUAUCCGAACAGACAAUCUAUGAAGAAGUUCUUGAUUGUGCUCAAACCCCACAGGAUACCGCCGAGAGCGCCAUUGUCAUUCUUACAUCUGAAGCGCUCAAAGAAUCGGCUUUCCGCACCGUCUCCAUCCUUGCUAGCAAAGCUGGGUCUAUGUCAGCAGUCGAUGAUGCUCUGACGAGUAGGUGGAUCCGUUUGUCGCUCCUUGACCUUGUCCGCGUCUCUACGCUAUUCUUAGAUUACUCUCCCGAGAUUCUAGAGGCGGUUCUAAACAUUCUGGGCGACAGUGAUGACCAUUUGUCAAACAAUGUCGAUUCCUUAGGGCCUGAGACCGACCCCAAAUUCUCAUUUGCACAGGACCAGGAUCUGAUGGGCACUAUAUUCCAUGUUGCACGAUCUCGUUUCCCCUAUGAAACCUCCCCAUUCCUUCAACUCUGCCGUGCCCUUAUCAGCCAACACUAUUUGACUGAUGAUGGCCUUCCAUCUAUCAUUGAAGAGCUAGAGGACAUGCAAUCAUUCACUCAGGUCGUACCAACCCAUUUCCAGGGCUACGACACGAUUCGAGAGGAUGAGAAUGCGGACUAUGUGGCCCUGCUGCAACCCCUUCAUAUGUUCGAGACCUCUUCGCGGCACCGUCUUCCCGAAAACACCGCCAGCAAUGCUCUUGUUGUCAGUGGAUCCUCUCAAAUUCCUCAGCAAACCGUUGGCCAAGUUGUCUCCGAAUCAAGACCGGCUGUCAUUAAAUGGGAGCACCAGUAUUCUUGCUUAAGCUUCUUGGGAAGUUGGCUCGAAGAAUGGAGCGAAAGCGGAGCGCAGUCUCCCGAAUGGACUGAAGACACUGCCACAGACAUCAUUGCCCUCUUUACGGACUUGAUUGCGAACUCGAAGACACGAAGCUCUGAAGAGGCAUGUGGCAAACGGAUUCUAGAAAUGGCAAGUGAUGGGUUGUCCAAACAGGGGGACAUCAUCUCUGUUGUCUUUGACAUCUUUGAGCGCAACCUGCAAACUAUCGGCACCCGCGGCGACAUUGGCAAUUCUUUAAAUUCGACUAUGGAAUGCUUGCGAUUCAUCAAGGCACUCCUCAAAGUACUCCCCAGUCGUGUCUGGCCUUUCCUCGGGCGCAGUAGCUUCAUUGGAUCCGACGGCAAGGGUGGGGUCAUGGCUGCAAUCAUAUCUGCUAUCGAGAUCCCUGCGGGUCAGUACCCCUUCUUGUUGAGUUGUGUUGAGUUCGUUGAUGCUGUCAUCGACGAUGCGGCAUCUCGUGCCGUGCUACGGAGAUCUCCUGGCAGUGCAGGCAGCAAGUCGACCAUUGCGUCUGAUUGGAGCGCUGGAAUUCCCUCUCAUGUCAUGCGGACUAUCCUGUUUAACUUCACUCGUACGACGGUGGAAAUAUUCAACAGCAAUGGGAAUUGGAGGUUCAACAUGCCGGAGCAGCGCUUUAAGAUCAACUCGAUGCUUGCCAGAUCUUUUGAGCGGGUGCUUUAUUACGCCUACGGAAUCAACGAUAGCUCAAAGAUUGAGGCGAAAAUCACUGGGGUGUUUUCAACAUCUGCGGCAUACAUACUAGAGAUGCUUCGCCCUCAGUCAACGGCUGACUUGCCCUUCAACCCAAUAUUCCGACUUAUUGCCGACGGUCUUCAGACACCCUCUACACUCCACCUCCGAUACCUCACUCUCGUCGAAGACCAGGUUAAGUCCACAUUGCAACUUUGUAUUAAACUCAUACAAGCGGCUCACCUGGCAGAGCUUCCUGGCUCGCUUUUGGAAGAGCAGUUGUUCAAAGCAAGCCCGGUGCUCGUCAAACUCUACGCAUCCCAUGAUGCAUACAGGCUGUCAGUUGUCUCCCUGCUCGAGAUCUUGAUCUCCAGUGCUGCGUCGAACGCAGAUAAUGAGCCUCCCUCUCUUGUCGGUCACCUUGGAGCAGAAUCGUCCUGUCUCUUCCUUGAUGUCCUGUCACAACUUGAUAGGCCGUUGUGCGAUCAAUCUUUAGUUAUCGCAGUAUGGCAGCUACUAUCCACUUUUGUCAGCAAGCGCCAGCAAUGGCUUGCCGUGUUCAUUCUCACGGGCUCGUCGCCACGUCAAACUCUCAAGAAAGAGUCCGGCGCAAGCGGCCUCAGCAUGAGAAGUGUUCCUUUCUUGGAAAUGGCGCUUGAGAAGCUUUCCCAUAUCGAUCAAGAACAGCCUCAGGUGGCCUUGGCAUUGCUCGAGUUCGUUUCUCGCGCUCAAGAAAACUGGCCAUGGGCCACUCCUCAUCUCAGCAAGCACCCUCACUUCUUUACCAGCAUCAUCAAUCAUGUGUCCAAGUUGAAAAUCCCUUCCCUGCCCCUGAUGGAUCAAAUUUACGCUACACGCAUUGCUGCGGUUGUCGCAGAUUUGUGUGCUGUUUAUCUUCACUCUGCAAAGGAAAUGGGUGACCGAAGCUUUGUCAAGACUUUAAUCCCGCUGGUAUCAUGGUAUUCCAAGGACGCUGUGGAAGUUUCAGCUUACAACUCCUCCUUGCAUGCCAACUUGAAGAAGAAUUUCGAAAAUCGUUAUUCAGGAUGCAAGAUCGUCGACUUCAAGAGAACUCCUCUCGAAACUCGCUCACUUGGACGGCAUUAUUACUACGAUUUGGGCAUGGGAGACAAGCUUCUUUCCUACGACUUUGCCUGGGCGGGUGCUAAAAACCGAGGCUUUGCUGAGGAAUUCGAGCGUGCUAACAUUAAUCUGUCUCUUGUCGAGGCUCAAGUUGGUCUCUUGAACAGCUGGAAGUUCUUUGCAAUUGAACAUUGCGCGGACUUCAUGCCUGAUACCGAAGUUCGAAAGUCUAUGGCACUGGUCGCCCAGAGCUGCUUGAAGGCCAACAUCAGCAGCGGUCCUCCGGAGGCCAUCUUCGAGCGGAUCCAACAAGCGCGUAUCGAUUUCGCCCAGGCGCUCCUCCAACGACUUGUUGAAGUUAAUGCUAGAGGUGCCGAAGUUUUCCAGCUGCUCGAAAUCACCUGGAAAGCACUGCGCGCUCGCCAUAUGACUUAUGAAGAUGCCCUGAUCAAUGACGACACCGAAUACUUCCGCUCCCUCCUGAACGUUCUGUUCCUAUCCCUUCAAUUCCACAUGGACGGUCCUUCCCGAAGCGCCCCCGAAGCCAUCAAUAAGAGAGCCGAGAUUUCAUCGGACUUGACUGUCGUCGUGGAAGUCGUCAAGACGAUCGUGGCUCAAGGUUUCAAAUCCCUCACUACCUAUCUGCAUGAUGAGCCAGAUAAGUGCACGCCGAAAGAUUUCGCUAUUAUCAUUGCCAUCCUACAGACAGCUUUACAGGUGAAAAAUGCCGAUCGUCUGUUUGAGCAUAUCGUGUACCACAUUGAGGAGAAUGAGACCGCUCGCCACGCCACCACACUCUUCUCCUGGGCAGAUCAAUUAGCUGUGGGCGGCGAUCCUGUGUAUGCCGAGCUCAGCGUUUCAAUUCUUGUCAAGAUGUCUAGUCUUCCUUUGCUCGCCGAGCACCUCGCUGUUGAGGCCGUAUUGGUGAAGCUAUCUACCUGCCGCCUGACCAAUAUUCUCACGCAACCCAAAUCCUUCGGCCCAUUCGACCCCGUCCCUCGAUUGUACGCCAUCUGGACCGGAGGAUUCCUUCCUCUGUGCCUCAACAUGCUCUACAGUGUCAUGCGAGCCGCGCCCGAGGUGGCAGCUUUCAUCAACCAAUUCGAAAGCCGCCUGAUCCGAGCCCAAGAGGCUUUCUCCGGUCAUGCGACCGCCGCGCCCUCUGCACCAAAUUCCAAAUGGAUCAGCCUCAGCUUGGUCUCAGAGGCCUACUCGCUGGCUCUGAUCACCUUCAUUCUUGGCCGCUUCCGUGAAGCCGGUGCCAGUGCUGGUUUUGAUGCCAAUUCCAUUCAGGAUAUCAAAUGGGACAAAGUACAGGUCAAGGAAGACAUUGAGGAGCUUCUUCGUCGCCGCCCUGCACUGCGCGCCCGCAUUGUUGCGACUAGUGAGAAGGAGGUGGAAUGGUCUCGCCAGAAACCACUCAGCUCCACCUCGGGUGCCGAAAACCGAUUGGAGGAGAAGGUUGUCCAUGAGAUGAAGUCGGCAAUCGCCUGUCUUGGUGGUGAGGAAUCAUGA
This is a messenger RNA of Penicillium olsonii, 5448 nucleotides long. NCBI's taxonomy places the organism in Eukaryota, Fungi, Ascomycota, Eurotiomycetes, Eurotiales, Aspergillaceae. The record is from the annotation of a GenBank genome assembly.